AUGCUUGACCUAGGUUACCCAGACCCACAGAUGAUUGAAUUGACCGAUGAAUCCCCAGUGAUAUACUACCAUUUCAGGAUACCCAAUGGUGACUUUCAAUUUGGUCUUAGAGCUUUAGGGAAUGAUCAGGAUGUGGUCAACCUUUCUAAAUACAUUGCACAUAAAAAGCUGAUUGAGGUGUACACAGAGCAUGGAAAGAAAAAUUUACUGACUUACUUCAUGUCACUAAAUGCAAAGGGUAAUGUUGUCAUUGAGGAAUUAACAGAAAAUGAUGAUCAAGGGGCUGAAGUUGAGGGUCAAGUUCAUGCAGAUUCUCCAAUGAAAAAUGUGAACCAUGGUAAUGGUGAGCCUAUUAGUGAGUUCAUGUCUCUGAUUCUUUUUAGGAGUAAGAAUGAUAGUUUCUCACUAGAGUAUAGAAGGGGUAGGGUUGGGAAUUCCAAUAUAGGUGAAAGUUCUUGUAGCAAGAGGCUUAAUUUAGAUUAUAUUGAUGAGGGUGUUCAUAUUUCAAAGGAAAAGAAUGAUGAUCAGGAUGGUUCAACUGAUGUUGAGGAGGCAGUAACUUGUGUUCUUAUUGAUGAGAUGGAGAGUGUUAGGGAGGCUGCAACUAUUGUUCAACAGGCAUCAACUGUUGAUGAAGGAUGCUACAACACCCCCUGUUAA
Molecule: messenger RNA, 660 nt
Organism: Lactuca saligna
Lineage: Eukaryota; Viridiplantae; Streptophyta; Magnoliopsida; Asterales; Asteraceae
Source: the annotation of a GenBank genome assembly